AUGACCGACACGACAGCUAUUCAACUUGAAACUAAAAAUAAAAUGAUGAAAACUCUACAAUACAAGAGAUUGAAACUACCGAUUCUUGGUAUUGUAUUUAUUUUUGGCACGCUAACCGUUGCACUUUAUAUCACUAUUCUUGUGAAAAUUAACAAGAAAUUUUCUGAAAAUGGAUUCAGCACUGAAAAACUAAUGAUAAACUCGAAAUUGCUUCAUCAAUCAUCCGAUUUGAGUUUGGCUGAAUCUAUUCGUAUUGACGAAGUGAUGACUUAUCUUAAUGAAUUACAACAUAUUGCUACUGCUUUUAAUGGAACUCGAGCUGUUAAUACACCUGGAUUCAAUUCUACAUUAGACUACAUAGUCAACUAUUUAACAGCAAAUACAAACUACAAAGUGAACAAGAACUUUUUCUACAUGCGAGACUUUUCACUUGCAAACAAUCCAGUUCUAAUUUCAUCGAUCAAUGGUGUAAAAAAAAACUAUACGUAUUCAACUAAUCUUUCGACUGCUGAAUUUUAUCACGUAAAAUUUUCAAUUUCUGCUAAUUUUUCAAAAGGCGUUCCCUUAACACUUGUCCCAAAUGGCGGCUGUACAGAUGAUGACUGGCGAAAAGCAAAGCCACCUCCUCAAGGACGAGUUGUAUUGGUAGAACGCGGAAUUUGUUUCUUUUACGAUAAAGCAGUAAUUGCUGCAAAAUAUAAAGUAGCUGCAAUUUUAUUCUUUAAUGAUGGUCUUGCACCUGAUCGGUUUUCACCAGAAGAAGUUGUUCUUGCAGAAGAAAAUGCUUUGCCAGCACUAUUUCUCUCAUACGCUGCAGGCGAAGCUCUUGCUAACGCAGCAUUAGACUUGUCGUCAAAUGCCAACGUACAACUAUUUAUUGAUGUUAAAGACUUACCCGAUUUUCCUGUAGGAAACAUUUGUGCAGAUACUCCAACAGGUGAUCCCACACAGACGAUUGUCAUUGGCAGCCAUAGUGAUAGUGUAACUGAAGGAGCAGGCAUCAAUGACAAUGGUAGUGGCUCUGCAGCGAAUCUAGCUCUUGCUGUGACUUUAGCUCGUCUUUUCCGAUCACCAGCAUAUCCGAAAUAUAAAUAUCGAGUCCGUUUUUGUUGGUGGGGUGCCGAAGAAGAAGGUCUUGUGGGCUCCGUCUAUCAUGUCAUACAAGCAUUGAGCUCUACUGUUGUCGGUGAACGCUUUUCAGAUUAUUUAGUUAAUCUUAAUUAUGAUAUGCUUGGUUCUCCUAAUUAUAUAUUUGGCAUCUACGAUGGACGUACAGUUAGAAAUGAUACCCCGACGGAAGCACUUUCUGGUAGUAAUAAAAUUACAGCUUUGUUUCGAGAUUGGUUCGUUCGACAUAAGUUACCAUGGGACUACACAGGUUUUGAUGAUCGCAGUGACUAUUUUCCAUUCUUAGCUGGAGGUAUCGUCGCAGGUGGACUAUUCUCCGGUGCAGAUGAUGUGAAAACGCAACAGGAACGUGAUCGUUAUGAUGAAAUGUUAGGACAAGGUGCGGGAGGGAUUGCAGGUAUCAUUCAUGAUCCUUGUUAUCAUAAAGAAUGCGAUACAAUACAGAACAUCAAUGUAUUUGGCUAUGAGAAGAUGGUUCAAGCAGCUGCUUAUGCUUUAGAAUUUUUAGGACGACACAAUGAUUUGAAAUCUUGGCUGUAUGCAUCUAGCGACAGUCACUGA
Molecule: messenger RNA, 1689 nt
Organism: Rotaria socialis
Lineage: Eukaryota; Metazoa; Rotifera; Eurotatoria; Philodinida; Philodinidae
Source: the annotation of a GenBank genome assembly